AUGCUCAAUUAUGUUUCGUCCCUUAACCCGCGGUCAAGGGAUGAGUUCGGUACUGCUGUUGAGCUCUCUGGUCCAGCGAGUGCCGGUGAACCCCUUGCCUCCAACACCUGGUGGAAGGCAUGGGCUUCGUUCGUUGCCAGUAAUCAGUCCAUCCCUGAUCAGUAUGCUUGGCAUAUGGAGGGAGGAGGCGGAGACCUUCUUUCUGCGCAAGCAGGUCUCAUUUACUGGCGCGAGACAUAUGAUCUCCCUGAGAAGUUAAUUAACAUCAAUGAGUACGCUGUUUACGACGAACAGGUCCCUGCCGGAUCCGCUUGGUGGAUCAGUCAAUUGGAACGCAUCAACGCACGCGGUCUGCGGGGGAACUGGCUAAGUGGGACUGACCUUCACGACUAUAUGGCCUCUCUCCUGGGCAAGUCCGGAUCCACCUACUAUCCCAACGGAGACUACCAGGUGUAUAAGUACUACUAUCAAAACAUGACUGGUUAUCGGGUGGGCACCCUUCCUUCGUCUGACCUGAAGUUGGACGCCUAUGCGACCGUGGGCUCGGAUUACGCUCGUGUGCUGGUCGGUGUGCGAGCUGAUACAGGUACCUGGGAGUUGGAGUUAAACUCCCUAUCAUCCUUGGGUUUGCAGGUAAGCGGGACGCUGAAUGUACAUACCUGGGGUUUUCCAGUGGCCUCUGAUGUGCACUAUGGAGAGGUCAAUGGGCCAACGGACCUGGGCUGGUAUGGUCACACCUAUUCAGGGGACACUGUUACUUUCCCUGUUUAUCAGACGGAUAAUGUGACUGCGUAUGCCUUUGAGUUCGCUGUCUAA
Penicillium riverlandense is the source of this 816-nucleotide messenger RNA. RefSeq lists its product as uncharacterized. The coding region runs from base 1 to 816 and encodes 271 amino acids. Lineage: Eukaryota; Fungi; Ascomycota; Eurotiomycetes; Eurotiales; Aspergillaceae. The record is from RefSeq and is a predicted model, not a curated record. The transcript has a single exon.